Penaeus chinensis is the source of this 3330-nucleotide messenger RNA. RefSeq names its product GPI ethanolamine phosphate transferase 2-like (gene PIG-G). NCBI's taxonomy places the organism in Eukaryota, Metazoa, Arthropoda, Malacostraca, Decapoda, Penaeidae. The record is from RefSeq and is a predicted model, not a curated record. Gene Ontology annotation, cellular component: endoplasmic reticulum membrane. The transcript is spliced from 8 exons. Gene Ontology annotation, biological process: GPI anchor biosynthetic process. Bases 109 to 2370 code for a protein of 753 amino acids.
UUACUCUCUUCUCCCUUCUCCCUUGCCUCUUCUCCCUUGCCCCUUGCCUCUUACCUCUGUGACUCUGUGCAGGUUGACAGAAAUGUGACGCGGAAUGUGCGAGCUGCCAUGGCCUCCUCGGACUGGGAUGUCCUCGUGCUGCACUACCUUGGCCUGGACCACAUCGGCCAUGUGGAGGGACCCAUGGGCACCCACAUUGGCCCUAAGCUGCUUGAGAUGGAUAAAGUUGUGAAGGAUAUCCACACUGCGCUGGAGGAGAAGGGAGACCGAUACUUGAUAACAAUCUGUGGAGACCACGGCAUGAGCGACGCAGGAGGCCACGGAGGGUCAUCGCACUCUGAAGUCACUACAUCUGCUGUGCUCCUCUCAAACACUUUUGGGAAAUUCAGCCCCGGCAAGAUACGUCAAGUGAAGCAGGUGGACCUUGCCCCAACGCUGGCACUCCUGACGGGUGUCUCCAUCCCAGUUGGGAACAUUGGCCGGCCGCUGACUGAGGUCUUGUCUCACAUGGGGUUGGAGAGGAGGAUGCUCCUGCACCGCAGGGCAGCCAAGCAGCUCCUGGCCAUCGCAAGGGGGUCUGGUCUCUUUUCGGGGAACGACAACGCUGAGCUGAUCUUCGAGGAAGCCACGCGACUGCACAAGCAAGUCCUCCAGAGUGACGCCCUGGAAGCGGAGAGGGUGUGCCGCUUCUACCAGGAGUGCCAGGAAAUGGUGUCCGACGCCUUGGCCUCCAAACUGCAGAGUUAUGAUCUCACCGCCAUCUUUGCUUCCGCCGUGGCUGUGAUUGUGACCUUCGCUGUGUGCCUGUGGAGGCUGCUGACCUACCCUCCCGAUGUGAGAGAGGUGGCAUGGGCGAACGUGUGCUGGUGCGCAGGUGGGACGUUCCUGGCGUGGCUCCUUUGUUGUGCCACCAUUCCUGGCUCCUGUGUGUGCCACCUGCUGCAGCCGACUGCCUGGCUGCUGGGACUGACUUUUGUGUAUGUGCUGGUGAUGGUGGGGCAGGCGUUCCUGACAGGGAGCAGCAGGAGGAAGCAGCGAAUGAGUGCUAUAAAGCCCUUGCACCAGUUCCUGCUCUUAGGCACGGGAUUCCACACGCUGAGCCUCCUAGGAACGAGUCUUGUGGAGGAGGAGCACCAGACUGUCUACUUUUUGCUCAGCAGCCUCCAUGUGGGCUUCAUCAUCAGCCUCAUCAUCCAGAUCAAGCGCAAGGUGCUUGUGGGUCGACAUGACACGGAUGCAGGAAGGCACAAAGUGGAUGAUGAUUUGGAGGAUGAGGAUGUAACGGAGUUGCCCACACGGAUUUCAGGGAGAGGUUCAGAAGGAGUCACGUGGAUGCAGACCCUGCGAAGGACGCCUGUCAAGCUGCUGCUUCUGUCGGUGUUGAGCCUAUCCCUGAGUCGCCUCAUGAGGUCAUGGAAUUCCACUGGGGACAAGUGGAAACACCUGGAGGACCUAGGCGAUGGAAUACGUGCUGCUGGGGGCUACGUCCUUAUGGUAGUGGUUCUGGCCGGCUUGGUUGCGGCACUCUUCAUGUUUUCGCAGAACUGCCUGCCGCUCGUACUGGUUGGCUGCACUUGCAUCUUUGGCCGUCACUUCCCUCUCAGCUCUUCGGGGGGCGUCCUGGAGGCCCAGUUCGCGCACUUUGUCAUCUUCAUCCUUUUUGUGUAUGGGCUUCUGAAGGCAAAGCUCAUUGACUUUAAGACGCCCAAUUCUAAGACCAAGAGCAACCUGGAUGUGUUUGAGCCAGAGGAGGAGAAGAUGACUGUCCUGCUAAGGUACAGUGUGACAGCUCUCAGCCUGCUGUGUCUUCUUCUCCAGAGAGCAGACAACAUAGGGCUCUUGGCUCUGGUCAUGUUGCAGAACUACAUCAUGUCCUCUGUCUUGUGCAAGCUCAUGGGGACUGGCUUGAUCUCAUCUGGUGCAGCUGCCUUGGCAGUCAACUGGCUUGCAUUUGCUCAUUUUUUUUACCAGGGUAACAGUAAUAGUCUGGCCACCGUAGACAUCAGUGCGGGCUUUGUGGGCGUCACCAGCUAUCGCCCUUUUGUUCAUGGAGCUCUCAUUGCAACGCAGACUUUUGGAGGGACUUUCCUCACCUAUCUUAGCUACCUCAUGCAGAUCAUUUCGAGGGAUGCGCAGAAAGAGAGAUGGCAAUAUCCCCUGUUUGUGUGGUGGACUGUAAGGCUAGCCACUGUGAGUCUCUACUUAGUUAACGUCACCUUCCAGCGGCAUCACCUCUUCAUAUUGACAGUGUUCACACCAAAGCUCUUGUAUGAAGGGGCUCACUUGCUUGUUCUGUGUGUCCUCACCUUGUUCAUGUGGAGUGUUGAAAAGAUCUGCACAGUUCUGGAGGUGAGCUACAGAUUUGAGUAAGUAAAUGCGGGGUUAACUUGAACAGAGGAGAAGUAAGGUGCACAAGGUUUAUAUGAAAAAAUUUGAUUCCUGUUAUCCCUUUUGAGUAUUAGGAAUUGUCUCCUGUGGGAUGUAUGGAGGGGUAAGAAUGGAGUGUUGUGGAAUGACAGAAGAGGGAAUGGUUGUGAUUAUCUGUGCAUCCUGCACUUUUAUUUUUAUUAUCUACUCCUGUACAAAGUUCAUGCUAAGAAGUAAGAUGAUGUACAUAUUGUAUUGAAUUCCUUUUAAUGUUCCUCUUUAGUACCAUUGUUAAAUUUUACUAGGAGGUUUAAUAAGCCUGAUAGCUUCUUUUUUUGUGAACAUUUAUAAUCCAAGCAUUCUGAGAGAGCUAUUAAAAGCCAUAUAAAUUAUUGAAUGUGAUGAACUAGAUAGACAGAAAUGUUUGCCUAACUAGGGAUGAGCCUUUUUUUUUCUCACUUCAGAAUUUUUUUUUUUUUUUUUGUCUCAAAUGGCUGCAGUGUGCAGAGGUCAAGCAUUUGAUACUUUUUUUUAUAUGAAAUAUGUGUUUUCAUUUCUUCAUUAUUGGAGAGUAUUGAUUCUUGUUAGCAUGCAAGAGUAACAAGGGUUAUUGUGUUGUACAUUUUAUUUUUUACUUGUCAUUUUUUAUGUGAUUGUAAGUUCUUACUAUGCAGUAUUAUGCAUAGUCAUGUGUUAGCUUUUAUUUGAUUGAAUGAUACCUUGAUUGCAUUUAAUUAGUUUUCGUAAAUAUGCAGCUUACAUAUGACCUGUUUUCCUUACUAGCACCACAAAGCUCUCCGAUGGUUUGGCCGAGGUUAAAAUUGUGCUUGUGAGAACUUCAUCAGCCUAACUGGUGUAUUCCUUCACCUCCUGUAUGACCAUUGACAUAAUCAUCUCUUUCUAGAUGUACAAUAUGCUUGAUUGGUAAAUAUCAAUAACUUAAAUAAAUGUUCAAACUGUAAA